Molecule: messenger RNA, 1691 nt
Organism: Puntigrus tetrazona (Sumatra barb)
Lineage: Eukaryota; Metazoa; Chordata; Actinopteri; Cypriniformes; Cyprinidae
Gene: ankrd10a
Product: ankyrin repeat domain 10a
Exons: 6
Coding region: 32-1180 (382 amino acids)
Molecular function (GO): protein binding
Source: RefSeq, a predicted model, not a curated record
GGUUUCCGCGACGCAGCAGAACUGUCGGACCAUGUCUGUGGGAUUGGAGCCCGGUUUCUCCAACGACGAGGUGCUGAGCCUGCGUUACCCGCUUCAUCGCGCGUGCAGGGAUGGAGACGUCGGCGCGCUGUGCUCGCUGCUCCAGCUCUCCUCUAAUCAGGCGGACCUGGCUGCCGAGGACUCGUUUUACGGCUGGACCCCUAUCCACUGGGCAGCACACUUCGGAAAGUUGGAGUGUGUCAUGCGGCUGGUGCAGGUGGGAUGUGAAGUGAAUUCACUGACCACACGAUUUGCCCAGACCCCGGCUCACAUUGCUGCCUUUGGAGGACAUCCAGAAUGCCUGCUGUGGCUCUUACACACAGGGGCUGAAAUAAACAGACAGGAUUAUGUGGGUGAAGCACCCAUUCACAAAGCAGCACGGGCUGGGAACAUGGAGUGCAUUAAUGUCUUGUUGAUCCAGGGAGCCAAACCGGACUUGAGGAAUGCAAAUGGUUUGACUGCAGCAGAUCUGGCCCAUGCUCAAGGCUUCCAUGAUUGCGCUCAGCUCCUCUCUAAUGCACACAACCAGCUAAAUCAGAUAAAUGGAUUUGCCCGUAAUGGGACCGACCAGUCGCACAUCCAAGGCCGCAGUCUUCUGAAUGGGAUAGCCAAUAGAAAAAGAUUACUUGAUUGCACAGAGCCAAACCAAAUAAAGAAAGCAAGAACUGAGAGCAUGAAUUUUUCAUUGAAGACAAACAAUGGAAUUGGAGAGGAGCUUGAGAGUAUGCGUGUGGAACCGACUGCUGAAAGCCAAUCAGAUGAAGCCAUAGCCACAGGUUUGAGGAAUGGUCAUGGGCCGCAGAACAGUUUCACUGUCAACAGCUUCGCCUCAAAUGGGCAGUGCUAUCAUUCCCAGUUUAAUGUGGUUGAGACCAUUCCAGCUGAGUCAAGAAUGGACAUGUGUGGCUCGCUGCACCUCAAUGGCAGCCCGAGCAGCUGCGUAUCUCACCGGCCUGCCUGGGGUGCCUUCCUGCCCGACUCCGGUGAGCACCUGCGCUAUGGACACUACCAUGGCUUCGGAGAUACAGCCGAGGACCUGGAAGAUGCUGGCAGCUGUCAGGAGCACAGCACCAUCGUGAAGGUAGAGCAGCACUACGACCAAGAGGUCCUCAGCGCUGUGCAGCUUUUCCAUGGAUCAUAAUGUCAAAACGAGUUCUAAGUGGUCACGUUGACGGCAGCACUAUCCGCCUUAAACUGAGGGGUUAUCUUGCACCUUAAUGCAGGCUGUUUUGAUUUUGGAUUUUGGCAAUUUGUAUUUGAUAAAAGGGGACAAUCUUUCUACCAAAGGGGAAAAUUACAUUGCGUUUUGUAUCUGAGCUAAUGACUUUAUUUUAUUGUACCUGUGUGUUUGAACUCAGCCUAGUUAUGAGUGCAUUUCUUUUUUUUCCCCCCUUUAAUGCAAUGUUAGAAUGUUAAGUUGUACAAGGAGUUGAUUUUUAUGUGAAUUAAUUGUAGUUUUGUGCCAAUGAAUACUAGCUUUUUGAAAAAGGAGAAUUUUGUAUGAUUGUGACGUAUUCUUGUAAGUUUUUUUCCUAAGCAAGCUGACAAGCAGACUGUAAAGUUGUUUUUGUUUUUUGAAAGAAAGCUUAAGAUGUAUGACAUUCCUUCAUCCUUGUACCCUGUGUUCUAAUAAAAAAAAGCUUUCAUCGCCA